CCUCACAAAAUUUCAACUUUACUUUCUAUAGAAACUUUUUUUUCUAAAUCUGUCAAAAACCUACAGAAUAUAACGUCGAAAUUAUUUAAUUAUGAAAUGUGAAUGGUGUCCACGAAAAUGUUACCCCCGUUUUCCGCCCAACUAUUUUGUACAACCUGGCCGUUCGGAAUUUCCCAACCCAGGCAACAUCGAAGACCUACAUAGCCGCGCUCAUAAUAUUAUGCCAAAGUUCUUUGAUGGCGUCGAACUAGGCUACCGCUAUGGUUUGGCCCCCGAAAAGACCAUUCAAUUAAACUGGAUUCUAAGUCAUACCCGACCUUCAGGCUUUCUUAUCGGUGGAGUUUAUUGCACACGAAAUUAUGAUGAUAUUUUGGAGACCCCAAUGGUUCAUGCCGACAUAAAUCCAAGCUCUUUGUCAACGAAUUUUGGUUGUGUGUACUAUCCAUGGCAGAAUGUUCGCCUUUGGGCGGCGUUUCAAAAAUCAAAAACUCUGUUUGACAAAACUUUCUCGGCAGAGGUACACAGUCCGAGUACCACGUACACUGCAAAUCUGUACAAUCCCUCCAAGGACCGGGGUCGGUGCACUCUUUCUGUUUUGCGUAGCGUCACAAACCAUCUGGCCUUGGGUGGCGAGCUGCUAGUCGAAUGGAAUGAACCGAGACACACUAGUGCCGAUGCGGCUCUGGCAAUGAGGUACUCACGACACCAGUAUUCGUCGGCAUUGACUGUCUCACGACAGGGAUUCGAUGUGAGUUACUGGCACCGAGUCCACCCGUCCAUUCAGAUGGGCAGCUCAUUGGCAUUCAACAGGAACACCCGCAAGGCCAUUGCUACUGUGUGCUAUCAGUGGGAGUUCCAGGAUACCACAGUCCGUGGUAUGGUCGAUUCGGAUAUGUCGGUUGGUUUUAUGUACUACAGGACAAUUUCCCACAUCCCAUGCGGGUUUGGAGUAAGCCUGCUGCUCAGUGUCCCAAGUAACCGGUUUACCUUUGGCAUUAAAAUGGAUUUGGAUCCGAAUAUAAAAUGUGGUUAGAGCGGAAAGCUCUGUGUUUGGACAGAUAUUUUCUUAUAUUUUUAAUAAUCUUUAAUAAAUUGAUAAAUAACUAGA
Eupeodes corollae is the source of this 1108-nucleotide messenger RNA. RefSeq names its product mitochondrial import receptor subunit TOM40 homolog 2. Gene Ontology annotation, cellular component: mitochondrial outer membrane; mitochondrial outer membrane translocase complex. Gene Ontology annotation, biological process: protein import into mitochondrial matrix. Gene Ontology annotation, molecular function: transmembrane protein transporter activity. NCBI's taxonomy places the organism in Eukaryota, Metazoa, Arthropoda, Insecta, Diptera, Syrphidae. Bases 92 to 1033 code for a protein of 313 amino acids. The transcript is spliced from 4 exons. The record is from RefSeq and is a predicted model, not a curated record.